AUGUCUCUCUACGAGCGCGCGCGACAUUAUCGUUCCCACUCCCUCAAACCUCUCAAUCAACCAAGUUUACUUACCCAGCGUUCCAAGCGCACACUCAGCCUGCCAAGCAAACCUAUUAUACCACCACUCAUCAAUGUACAACGUUACCAUGACAACUGGGAGAAUGAAAGCGACGAGGAAGAUCAGAUCUGUGAAACAAACGAGGAAACUAUCGGUAAGUAACUUGUCCUGGGUUCUCGUCACUGUUUCCUAGGUUUUUCUCCAUUUUCUUCGGUUUUCCUACCUCCAUGGUAACAAACACUCCAACUUCCACUUUGAAGGGGAUAACAGUGAAUAAAGAGACACCACUUAGAGGAGCCAGCCUAUAGAACAACCACAGAUAAAAUUUAAUUUUACUAAAUUUAACGGUGCCAUACAAAAAAAAUCUGUUUGGUUUUUUAUCAAAUCUAGGACUAGUUACUCUGUGCAAAUGUGCAAUCAGCUUGUCUUCGUUUGCUUUAAGCUUGGUACAUUCUGUUUCACUGCAUUCGCUGGCCUGCGCAGGGAUUUCCACGUAUUUUGCUUUAUCACUUUCCCAUAAACAUAGUUUGCUUUCCUUUGAUGAACAGCCUGCGUCAGAUAUCAACUAAGGUUAUUGAGUACGCCACGCGACCUACGGCAAUCUCAACUUUCACAGUAUGGGCGCUCUAUGGGAAGGGAAGGAGAAGAGGGGUCGAGGAGAGGGACUGGGACUUGAGGUCCACUGUCACCUAAAUUACGAUUUUCUAAUAAUAACAUGCGCGCACAAAUGCGCACAAAUUUAAAAGUCCAAUGCAUAAAUUUCUAUAAUUUCUUUUUUUUUUAUUCAGCCUGGUACACACCAGUUGUUGGACUAUCCUGUAGCCUGGUGAUAUAUUUCUGGUCAUGCGCCCUAGCGUACUACUCUACAUCAUGA
This is a messenger RNA of Pocillopora meandrina, 934 nucleotides long. The record is from the annotation of a GenBank genome assembly. Lineage: Eukaryota; Metazoa; Cnidaria; Anthozoa; Scleractinia; Pocilloporidae.